CCCAGGUAAGCCCCUUGCAAAGCCAGUUUUCUCACCUGUGAUAAGUGGCGUAGGGCCUAGCUGCUGGUUCAUGUCUAAAACUAGGCCUGCCUUCCUCACACACGCCCUUCAGCCAAAGUCUGGAGGGCGCCCCCUCACUGCCCCGCGCCCCUUGAAUUGCUCCUGUGCUGGAGAAAGUUGGGCAUAGGGGCUUCACCCACCCCCCAAGCUCAGGUCCCUACCGCCAAGGCCGCCAGCCCAAGCGCGGACGCUGGCUCUUUAAGACCGUUUUGACCCCGCGGCGUCCAGGAGGGGCGGGGACAGCAGUGCCGGCGCCGCGAGGGAGCGAGCGAGCGAGGAGCGGAGGCACGGGGCAGGAGGCAGCGCUCGGUGUCCUGCCCGCCAUGCUGACGGCGCUCGCCCCGCCAGCCCUUCCCGGGCUCUCAGGGCGGCUGGCUGGCCCGGCGCGGCGUCAGGACUCGUCCGGCUCGUCCGGCUCCUACCACACAGCCCCGGGCUCUCCGGAGCCCCCGGACGCCGGGCCGGACGCGGGAGGCCGGGGGACCUGGCUGUGGGUGGCCCCCGGGCGGGGGGCGGGCGCGCAGCCCGUGCUGUCCGUCAGCGCCCAGAAUAGCCGCCGGCAGCAGCGCGGCGGCUCGGGUUUCCCGCGAGGCCCGCCGCCGCCCCGGCCCCAGCUGCGCGUGCUGCCGUCGGGGGAGAUGGAAGUCGUCUUCGGCGCGGAGCUCCUGUGCGGCCGCUCGGCCGCGGAGGAGACGGAGCCGCCCGCCUUCCACGGACCCCCGUCGCCGCCGCGGACCCCCGACGGGGGCUCCCGCUGGGCCACCUACCUGGAGCUGCCGGCCCGCGGCCCGAGCUCGGCCGCCCCCGGCCGCUACGAGUGCGUGGAGGUGGCCCUGGAGGAGCGCCCCGCGCCUACCGGGCCGCGCACCGUGCCCAAGCGGCAGAUCGAGCUGCGCGCGCGCCCCCGGAGCCCCUCGCCCGACGGCCGCGCCCCGCGCCCCCGCCUGCUCCUGCGCACCGGCUCCCUGGACGAGUCCCUGAGUCGCUUGCAGGCCGCCGCGGGCCUCGUCCAGACGGCGCUGGCCAAGAAACUGGCCGCCGGCCACGGCACUUCGGGGUCCACCGGCGCGCGGGAGCGCACGGAGCCUCCGGGACCCGCGCACGGCGCUCGCGCGGCCCCGGACGACGUCAGGUCUCGGCCGCCCCGCGCGCUCGACAGAGCCCCGCGGCCUUGGCCGAGCCUCCGCGAGCGAGCGAUCCGGCGGGACCGGCCGGCGCCCGGGACGGAGCCUCUGGGUCCGGUCAGCUCCAGCAUCUUCCUGCAGUCGGAGGAGAGGAUGCAGCCGGCUCCCAGACAGGAACCCAGGAGCCAGCUCUCCCGAGAGAUUCCCGAUCGGACCGUACCGCGGGCCCGGAGUCCCCCUUUCCCUCCCAGGGGCUCCCGGGCGGUUCCCGGUAAGGCGGUGAGGCCCAGGAGCCCGUCUCCCCCACAGCAGGCCCCGAACGGGGCCGUGCGGGGUCCUCGCUGCCCGUCCCCGCGGAGCCUCCCUCAACCUCACAGGACUGUUUGGAGAGCGAGCAGCCCGUCCUUCCCCGGGGCGUCCUCCGCGUGGGAGAACCGGAGCGCCGCCUUCGAGGACGAGGGCCUCGGGAGGAGCCCUUCCCCUCCGCCUCCUCCCCACCGGACGCGGGGCGUCGCCGGAGUUGAGAACCCGGGUCCCGAAGCCCCGCCGGGGCGGGACUCACACCACCCUGUGCCGCCCCGAGACGCGUGGGGGCCUACCGUGCAGGGCCCGUCGGCGGCGCCGCGUCAGGGAGCUCCGAACGGCCUGCCCGACGAGCCGGAGUCACCUACGCCGCCGGCGCCCGGGACCCGGGAGCUCACGGGGGCGCGGGGCCCGCUCGCCCCGGAAGUCGCUCCGGAGGUGGCUACGCCGGGCCCGCCCCCGAGGCGUCCCGCCGGCGCCCUGGACGGCGGCGCGGGCCCGGAGGCCUCGGGCUCGGGGGAGGCGGCUCCCGGCCGUCCGCGCCCGACCAUCCCGCGGCCGCGAGACCUGCGCAAGAUGGUGAAGACCACCUACGCGCCCAGCUUCGCGGCGGGACCCCCGGGCGCCGGGCUCCCCGCGCCCGACGCCGGCGGGGAGGAGGGCGAGGCCUCCGAAGCGCACGCCCCCCCAGCGCCGGAGCCGCCCUCCCCGGCUCACUACACGUCUGUCUUCCUCAAGGACAUCCUGCCAGUGGUCCCUCACCCCUACGAGGCCCCGGAGCCUCCGCCCCCGGCAACCCCGAAGGAUGCCCCCCAGCCCAGCGGGGCCCCGAGGCGGAGGGCGGAGAACAGCACCGCGAAGCCCUUCGCGCGCAGCGAGAUCCGCUUGCCCGGCGCUCUGGCCUUGGGCCGGCGGCGGGAGAAGACCCCGGCCGUCCCGGGACGCGGUCCUGGGGGAGAAAACCCGGAUGCUGAGGCCCAGCGCCUGGUCCGAGACCCGGAGGGUCGAACCAGCCCCCUAGGAGGCGCUUGCUCCUCAACCCAGCGUUCCUGUUUAGCACCCGGAGGGACCCCGCCGCCCCUCUCAGGCUCCCCGCAGGCCUGUCCAGCCUCGAGCCUGGGGGCAGCACCCGAGUUGGAGACACCGCUUGCGGCCCCUGCAACUGCGGUCCAGGCACCCCUCCCUCCGGAUGCUCAGGCGACGGCGCCCCGGACGGCUGCUCCCCUCCCGAGAGCGGCCUCUGCCCCUCCCACCGACCGGCUCCUCCCUCCAGCAGCCUCCCUGGGGAUGCGGAGGCCUCCGGGAGCCACGCCCGCGGGGAGGGUCCUCGUAGACCCCGAGAGCGGUCGCUACUACGUCGUGGAGGCGCCGAGGCAGCCGAGGCUGCGGCUGCUCUUCGACCCCGAGAGCGGGCAGUACGUAGAGGUGCUGCUGCCACCCACGCCCUCGCCUUCCCGGCCGCCACGCCAGGCCUACGCCCCGCUGGCCCUAGGGCCCGGCCUCUACCCGCCCACCUAUGGGCCUAUCCCGGGCUCCUCACUGUCGCCGCUGCCCCCCAACCUGCCGGCCCUCGGUAGACUCCAGCUACCCUGGGCCCCUGAAGCUGGGCCCCUGGAGGGAAUGUACUACAUGCCCUUGAGUGGGACCCCUAGUCCGGCUCCACCGAUGCUUUUCUGUGCCCCGCCCUCCAGCUCUGGUCCCAUCCAGGCCAGCAAGGGUUCCAUGUUUCCUUUGUGAAGCAUCAGUCUAGACCCCCAUGGAUUUGGGUUCCCUAGAAGGCUUUGGAAGUUCCUGUUCCCAGUCUCUUAACUUUUUCUCCCAUCAACUCUUUGGCCAGUUCCAGCCUGUCGCCAGACCAGAAGGGAAUGUAUCUGCUCCCCGGGCUGAUAGUGCCGGCGAUCAUCAAGCAAAUGGCUGGCUGCCUCCCUCCCGCCCCCCAGCAAAAAUGUGUAUCCCCUUCCUAAAGUUUCCCAGGGUGUGUAUAUGUGUGUGUAGGCAAGCUAGCAUGUCAAAGUGAGAAGGCAGCUAAGAAGUGGGGUUUCCCGGAAGAGCAGGUGUGGAAGCAGCACGGCCCAGGGCCUGCAGUGAGCCGUUUGUAUCUCACUAACACUGGGCGGCCAUCAAGUCGGGAUUAGAGCUUUGUCCUAGGAGGCUGUGGGAGAAAGGGGUGUGGCCCAGGCCAGCUUGGGGCUAAGCAUGGGAGCUCUGAGGAUGGUCGGUGGAGGUGAAGCAUGGGUGUUGUGUAAGGAGAUGUGGAGGAUUAGCCUGGAACUGGAGGUGAGAGAACUGGGUGAGAUGGGCCAGGAUUGCCGCGGUCCCUGCAGAAAACAGGACAAGCAUCUCCUUGGCAGAAGGGCCUGCAGAAGGGUCUAGGGAAUGAGGAAGGGGAGUCAAAUUAUUCUUCUUCGGGCUGUCUGUCGCUAGGGGUGACCAGGGACAAGUGCUGAAUUAAAGCAUGUCAGGUGAUCAGUAAUCGUUUAUCUUAGCUGGCCAUUGCUGGAUGGCAGGGCAGGGGGAACAAGAAUCUAGAAAAACAAGUUACCUUGGUUUUGGAAAUUGUAGUUGUUUAACCAAAAUGGAGGAGCUUUUAAGAUGGCUGUGAUAGCUGCGUGGUGGUGGCACACACCUUCAAUCUCAGCAUUUGAGAGGCAGAGGCAGGGGGAUCUCCAUGAGUUCCAGGCCAGCCUGGUCUGCAGAUCGAGUUCCAGGACAGUCAGGGCUAUUUUACAGAGAAACCUUGUGUCCAAACAAACAGACAAAAUGGUGUGACCACAGCUAACAUUUCACAACAGGGAGCCUAGCUCCUCCUUCAAGCCCCAGUGUGUGUCUAAUGUAGACCCUCGGGGCUGAGCUCGCUCACCUUGUCCACCCAGGCAGCCGGUAGGCUCAAUCACCAGGAUGACAAGAGGAAGGAAAGUUAGGCUGUUAUCACGGGGGGGGGGGGGGGUGCUGCUGGUGGCGGGAGGGCAGGUUAGAGCCAGCAAGAGAAAGGGUGUCCCUAUAUGGAGUAGACCAAGGGGCCCUAACGCUGUAGCUGGUUCCAGCAUCCACACUGGGACCGGCCCUUCCAGCUGCUCACAGCACAGCAAAGACCCCAAGCCUGCGCUCCAGCUGUCCUGAGGGCCUGAGGACAGUUUCUGUGAAGUGGGAGGCGAUCUCUGUAGUUUUGAGCCUAAAAUGGCUGGGCCUUGUUGGAAGGGUGUUUGAAGAAAGGCCAGUUCCCACUAGAAGCAGUGUCAGGAUUGGCUUUGACAGCUUUCUGUUCCGAGCCUAUGCAGCAGCCAAGAUCCCAUGGAGUCUAUCGGCCUCGUCCUAGACUGGAAAUUGGCUAAAAUACCGAGUCAGAACAACCUCAGCAUCUCUACCAGAGACAUUGGUCCCAAUGGCAUCGAGGGGCCAGGGACCGGGGUCAACCCUACAGAGCCUCAUCUCGUCCUGCUGUGCAAUAAAUAUCUGACCAUGGAAAGCCAUGGCCUCUGAAAGAACAACUGCUGUGUGGUCCUAAUUUCCCGAUGCCACCCUUUUAAAACAAAACAAAAACCCACUUUUACCUGGCAUGGUUGUACACACACUUUUAAUCCCAGCACUUGUAAGGCAGAGGCAGGUGGAUCUCUUUGAGCUCAAGGACAGCCUGUGUCAAUAGAGUGAGUUCCAGGACAGCAAAGGCUACACAGAGAAAUCCUGUCUCAAUAAAUAAAUUCAUAAAUAAAUAACACUUAAAAUAUU
This is a messenger RNA of Psammomys obesus (fat sand rat), 5213 nucleotides long. It is a transcript of the gene Prob1, whose product is annotated as proline rich basic protein 1. NCBI's taxonomy places the organism in Eukaryota, Metazoa, Chordata, Mammalia, Rodentia, Muridae. The record is from RefSeq and is a predicted model, not a curated record. The transcript has a single exon. The coding region runs from base 384 to 3224 and encodes 946 amino acids. Gene Ontology annotation, cellular component: nucleoplasm.